This is a messenger RNA of Neopsephotus bourkii (Bourke's parrot), 661 nucleotides long. RefSeq names its product endonuclease 8-like 1. The record is from RefSeq and is a predicted model, not a curated record. The transcript has 2 exons. Gene Ontology annotation, cellular component: nucleus. Lineage: Eukaryota; Metazoa; Chordata; Aves; Psittaciformes; Psittacidae. Gene Ontology annotation, biological process: base-excision repair. Gene Ontology annotation, molecular function: nucleic acid binding; zinc ion binding; DNA N-glycosylase activity. The coding region runs from base 17 to 562 and encodes 181 amino acids.
GUCCGGUCCUGCGGCCAUGCCCGAGUGCCCGGAGCUGCACCUGGCCGGGCGCUACAUCAACGAGGCGUGCGGCGCGCUGGUGUUCUCGGGCGGCGUGGAGCGCUCGGCGGUGGGCAGGGGCCCGGAGGUGCCGUUCAGCAGCGAGGCUUACCGCAUCUCUGCCACCGCCCGGGGCAAGGAGCUGCGCCUGACGCUGACCCCGCUGGGCUCCGCCGGUGCCCCCCAGGAGCUGGUUUUCCGCUUCGGCAUGUCGGGCUCGUUCCGGCUGUGCCCCGCCGCCCAGCUCCCGCGCCAUGCUCACCUCCGGUUCCGCACCCGCGACAGCCCCCCGCGGGUCCUCUGCUUCAUCGAUGCUCGCCGCUUCGGGUCGUGGCGCCUGGGGGACGCCUGGCAGGAGGGCCGCGGGCCCUGCGUCCUCUCCGAGUACCAGGCCUUCAGGGAGAACGUGCUGAAGAACCUGGAGGACAAAGCUUUUGACAAGCCCAUCUGUGAGGCCCUCUUAAACCAGAAGUUUUUCAAUGGAAUUGGGAAUUAUCUCCGUGCUGAGAUCCUGUACAGGUAAGAUGGGGGGAGAGGCUUCGGCAGCAGGAGUUUGGCAGAGUUUUAGUGGUGGCUUCUCACCUGGUAGAGAGGGGCAAGUGCCAGAACUGAGGGCUGAGGU